UUCCCUUCUGUCCGUUUCCAAUCAUCUCUCUUAGCUAGCAACUCUGACUCAACUCCAACUCCAUCGCUAGAGAGAGAAACGCCGUCGUCUCUUACUCUCCACCACACACUCUCUCUGCUCCACCGCCAUGAGCCACCACUUUCCGCCAUCUCCCUGAACCUCAACUGUUCGGCGAGCUAUGGACUCAAAGCACAAGCAGAAGCUGCUGAAGCCGAAGCUGGAUCGGCGCAACGCCAUCAAGAACAUUGACUACGACGCCUCCACCUCCGACGAUGCCACCACUCUACGCACCCGCUCUCUCGACCUCUCUCCUAUCUCCUCCCGCACCAGCUUCCGAAUCCAAGGCAGCGCCGCCGAGUUCGACCAAAUCUGCCGCAGCCUCGGCCUCUCCGGCCCGGAGGAUUUUGCCAUUCCAGCCGCCGCUUGGGAGGCCAGGAAGGCCCUGUCAUCGCCUAAUCUCCUUCCCAGGUCUCGCUCUGAUCCUCCGGAGAAGCAGCCGGUGGCGGAGGAGGUGAGCAGAGAGUUUGGAACUAGGGUUAGGGUUAGGUUCGCUGAUAAAAUUGAGGAUGGAAAUGAAAAUGAAAGGGAUAGUGAGAAUGAAUUGAAUUGUGUUGAUUUAAAUUCAGUUAGAAGUGGCGGAGGCGGAAUCAAGGGGGUCCGGCCGCCUCCGGUUCUUGCGCCUCCGCCAGUGAUGAGGCGGCCGGUGGUGGAUAAUGUGAGCUCAACUUGGGAUUUGUUGAAGUCCUUUGCUCCUCAAGGUGAUGAACCUUUGGAUUCGCUGCGUGGUGGUUCCAAAGUUGCUAGCUCUUCGGACGAAGAGGAUGUGGUAAUUGAGAGAAAUAACGUUAAUGGAGGGAAUGCUGGGAUAGGAGAAUCUCGUUUUUUUCCUCGAAGUGACAAUCAUAUGGAUUCGCCGGCUCAGUCCGGAAUUGUUAACCCUUCGGAUGGAGAAGAGCAUACGGAAAUUGAGAGGAAUAAGGUCGAUGGGGAGAACGUCGAUGGGGAGAACAUUGGGACAGAAGAGUCUUGUUCUUCCACGUCAAACGAUGAGGAUGAGGAUUCUAGCAUGACUUUGGAGCCAAUCUAUGGGAUUUCGCCAAAUGGCCAAUUCAAGCGCACCAUCAAUUCCUGGCAGAGGGGUGAGCUUCUAGGAAGUGGAUCUUUUGGAACAGUGUAUGAAGGCUAUACUGAUGAUGGAUUCUUUUUUGCUGUGAAGGAGGUUUCAUUGCUUGAUCAAGGGAGCCAGGGCAAACAAAGCAUUUAUCAACUUGAACAGGAGAUUUCUCUUUUAAGUCAGUUUGAACAUGAGAACAUAGUUCGGUAUUAUGGCACAGACAAGGAUGACUCUAAACUUUAUAUCUUCCUUGAGCUUGUGACGAAAGGUUCACUUUUAAGUCUUUAUCAAAAGUAUGAUUUGCGGGAAAGCCAAGCCUCGGCCUACACAAGGCAGAUUUUAAAUGGUUUGAAAUAUCUACAUGAGCAAAAUGUAGUUCACAGGGAUAUCAAAUGUGCUAAUAUAUUGGUGGAUGUAAAUGGCUCUGUGAAACUUGCGGAUUUUGGAUUGGCAAAGGCAACCAAAUUGAAUGAUGUAAAAUCUUGUAAAGGGACAGUAUUCUGGAUGGCCCCAGAGGUCGUUAACCGGAAGAAUAAGGGCUAUGGGCUUGCAGCUGAUAUAUGGAGCCUUGGAUGCACUGUGUUAGAGAUAUUGACUCGUCGACCCCCAUAUUCCCACUUGGAAGGCAUGCAAGCGUUAUUUAGGAUUGGCAAGGGUGAACCUCCUCCUGUUUCUAAUUCCUUGUCAUCAGAUGCCCGAAAUUUUAUCCUCAAAUGCUUGCAAGUCAACCCUAGUGAUCGGCCUACUGCUGGUCAGUUACUGGACCAUCCAUUUGUGAAAAGGCCACUGCACACUUUCUCUGGCCCUCAAUCUCCUCGUAUGAAUGGAAUACGACCUUAAAAGCUUUUGAUCUUGCUACAGAGAAUCAAAUACAUCAAGUGACAGCUUCUUUGCGCUCACAUGGCUAUCACUUUACUUGGGAUCAUCUGGUGGAAGAUUAGUUUGUGGCUGAUAUAUCUGGUAUUUGACAUGCAAGGAUCAUACACACGUAAAGACAUGAUCGGUCAGCCAUGAUGCCCUCCGGAGUAGAGCGGAUUUUGUAUAAAAAGCCAACCCCGUGUUGGGCUUUGUGUUAUAUCCUCGUUAGCAAGAGAACAAAUUGGUGAGACAGCAUUGUUUUGGAGUUCUGAUUUCUUGGAAUUGGUGUGCAAUUAGCAAGGUAAUUGUUUUGGGAAGAAAGGGUUGAGGGAUGAUGUUUGUAUGGAUCAAGUGUAAAUAUCAAUAAGAAUGUGUAUAAGUUAGCCAAAAAAAUAAAGGGAAAACAAAGAUUCUUCACUUGCUUGCUUUUUUGUUGUAUGAAUUUGUUAAUUAUGUAGGAAAAUUUAGCAAAAAGGAGGUUUGUUUAA
Molecule: messenger RNA, 2460 nt
Organism: Vitis vinifera (wine grape)
Lineage: Eukaryota; Viridiplantae; Streptophyta; Magnoliopsida; Vitales; Vitaceae
Product: mitogen-activated protein kinase kinase kinase 1
Exons: 9
Coding region: 179-1954 (591 amino acids)
Biological process (GO): protein phosphorylation
Molecular function (GO): protein kinase activity; ATP binding
Source: RefSeq, a predicted model, not a curated record